ACACAUCAUUUUAACUAUUAAACCUGGUAGGACAGAGAACGGGGAAGAAGGGAAGAGCUUUAAAUAAUGCUAAAAUGUUCCUUUCUUAGCCCUUUCUCCUCUUCCAUUGUCUUAAGCUUGGAAGUUGAAAGGCUUGGGAGAUACAAACUGUUCAUUGCUAGAACCCUUGCUGUUUUUGAUUUGUUGAAAGGUAAAGCAAGCAAAUAAGGGCUCGAUGAACAACAACUGGCUUUCUUUCCCUCUUUCUCCCACUCAUUCUUCCUUACCAUCCCAUGAUCUUCAAGCAACUCAGUACCACCAAUUUUCCCUUGGGCUGGUGAACGAAAGCAUGGAAAACCCUUUCCAAAAUCAUGAUUGGAAUCUGAUUAACACUCAUAGCAGCAACGAAGUUCCAAAAGUGGCUGAUUUUCUUGGAGUGAGCAAGUCUGAAAAUCAGUCAGAGCUUGCUGCUUUAAACGAAAUUCAGUCAAAUGAUUCAGAUUAUCUGUUCACAAACAACAGUCUGGUACCUUUGCAAAACCCCGUGGUGGACACACCAAGCAAUGAGUAUCAAGAAAAUGCUAACAGUAACUUGCAAUCGUUGACAUUAUCCAUGGGAAGUGGUAAGGAUUCUACAUGUGAAACCAGUGGUGAAAAUAGUACAAACACUGUCGAAGCUGCACCUAGAAGAACUUUGGAUACUUUCGGUCAGAGAACAUCCAUAUAUCGUGGAGUAACACGACAUAGAUGGACUGGAAGGUAUGAAGCUCACCUUUGGGAUAAUAGCUGUAGAAGGGAAGGACAAUCAAGAAAAGGACGCCAAGUUUAUUUGGGUAAGUGUUUCCAUUUCAGUCUAUUUUCCAGCCCCUUUUCAUUUUCUAAGUUCCUGGAGGUAGAAAAUCAAACCACAAAAUGUAUUGUUUUCCUUUUGUUAUUUAUAAUGUCAGGUGGAUAUGAUAAAGAAGAGAAAGCAGCUAGGGCUUAUGAUUUAGCAGCACUGAAGUACUGGGGAACAUCCACCACUACCAACUUUCCAAUUAGCAACUACGAGAAGGAAUUGGAUGAAAUGAAACACAUGACCAGACAAGAAUUUGUUGCCGCUAUAAGAAGGAAAAGUAGUGGUUUCUCUAGAGGUGCAUCAAUGUAUCGCGGAGUUACAAGGCAUCACCAACACGGAAGAUGGCAAGCAAGGAUUGGUAGAGUUGCAGGAAACAAAGAUCUUUACUUGGGAACUUUCAGUACUGAGGAAGAGGCUGCAGAGGCUUACGACAUAGCAGCGAUAAAGUUCAGAGGUCUCAACGCUGUCACAAACUUUGACAUGAGCCGUUAUGACGUGAAAGCUAUUCUCGAAAGCAACACUCUCCCGAUAGGAGGAGGCGCUGCAAAACGUCUGAAAGAAGCUCAAGCUCUAGAAUCUUCUAGAAAACGUGAAGAGAUGAUUGCACUAGGCUCAUCUACCUUCCAAUAUGGAACCUCAAGCUCUUCCAGGCUACACGCUUACCCUCUAAUGCAGCACCACCAGUUCGAGCAACCUCAACCUCUGCUAACCUUGCAAAACCAUGACAUAAGCUCUCACUUCUCUCACCAGGACCCUUUACACCAGGGUUACAUCCAAACGCAGCUUCAGUUGCACCAGCAGAGUGGUGUUUCUUCUUACCUCCAGAAUAAUCCUCAGUUCUACGGCGGCUACCUUCAGAACCACCCUGCAUUGCUUCAGGGAAUGAUGAACAUGGGGUCUUCUUCUUCUUCAUCUGUGUUGGAGAAUAAUAACAACAAUAAUAGCAGUGUUGGUGGGUUUGCAGCAGGGAGUGGGUUUGGUAUGGCUUCGAAUCCAUCGUCGGGUAACGCAGUGGGCGCGGCGGAGGAACUUGGCUUGGUGAAGGUUGACUAUGACAUGCCAGCCGGAGGUUACGGCGGUUGGUCGGCGGGGGCGGCGGAAUCCAUGCAGACGUCAAAUGGUGGGGUGUUCACAAUGUGGAAUGAGUGAGGGAAGGGAAGAUAGUUCCAAGUGUAUGGGACAAGACAACGUACGAGUCACCAUACAAUUUUGUUAUGCUUUUUUUUAUUUUUUUUUACUUUGGUUUUUAUUAUUCUCGCAAUUGGAAAAGAAAAUAGGUGCUGAUUUUCUGAGACAUUUGACCACUAAGGAAGUGAGCAAAGACCAAAUAUAUCUAUUAUUCAUGUCUUUUAUUAUGC
Molecule: messenger RNA, 2175 nt
Organism: Vigna angularis (adzuki bean)
Lineage: Eukaryota; Viridiplantae; Streptophyta; Magnoliopsida; Fabales; Fabaceae
Product: AP2-like ethylene-responsive transcription factor PLT2
Exons: 9
Coding region: 215-1966 (583 amino acids)
Biological process (GO): regulation of DNA-templated transcription
Molecular function (GO): DNA-binding transcription factor activity; DNA binding
Source: RefSeq, a predicted model, not a curated record